UCCUGCAGCCUGUGGAACGGGACGACCUGUGCGGGAAAACCCUGAAGAUCACCGACUUUGGUCUGGCCAGAGAGUGGCACCAGACCACCAAGAUGAGCGCUGCAGGGACGUACGCCUGGAUGGCCCCGGAGGUCAUCAAGCUGUCGCUCUUCUCCAAGAGCAGCGACGUGUGGAGUUUUGGUGUGUUGCUCUGGGAGCUGCUGACCGGAGAGGUUCCUUACCGGGAGAUCGACGCGCUGGCGGUAGCUUAUGGUGUCGCCAUGAACAAGCUGACGCUUCCCAUCCCUUCAACCUGCCCUGAACCUUUUGCUCAACUACUGGGAGAGUGCUGGAGCCCAAACCCUCACGGCAGGCCCCCCUUCACCAACAUCCUGAGGCGACUGCUUGCCAUCGAGCAGUCGGCCAUGUUUCAGAUGCCUCUGGAGUCUUUUCACUCCUUACAAGAAGACUGGAGGCUGGAGAUCCAGCAGAUGUUUGACGAGCUCAGGGCCAAAGAGAAGGAGCUGAGAUCAUGGGAGGAGGCGUUGGCUCGAGCCGCCGAGGAGCAGAGGGAGCAGGAGGAGCAGCUGAGGAGGAGGGAGCAGGAGCUGGCCGAGAGGGAGAUCGACAUCGUGGAGCGAGAGCUGAACAUCAUCAUCCACCAGAUGUACCAGGAGAAGCCCAGCGUCAAGAAGAGGAAGGGCCACUUCAAGAAGAGCAGGCUACUGAAGCUGGGCAGAGACAGCAACUGCAUCAGUCUGCCCUCUGGCUUUGAGCAUAAGAUCACGGUGCAGGCGUCACCCAGCGUGGACAAGAGGAAGACCCAGGGGAGCGAGAGCACCACCCCUCCCGCCAGCCCGGGGGUCAUACCCCGACUGAGAGCCAUUAGACUGACACCGAGCGACGGCAGCAAGACGUGGGGCCGCAGUGCUGUGUGCAAGAAGGAGGAUCUGACGGCCAACAAGAAGAAAGGACGAACCUGGGGCCCGAGCUCCACCCACCAGAGAGAGAGAGUCGGCGGGGAGGAAAAGCUGAAAUCUCUGGGUGAAGGCUGCAAAGUUUGGUCGUCCAGUGCGCCAAAUCUGGGCAAAUCUCCCAAACAUGCCCCCAUGACUGCUGGCUUCUCCAGCCUCAAUGAAAUGGAGGAGUGCUGCGAGUUCGAGGAAUCACCGGGCUCCUUACAGCCCUCGGAGACCAGCAGUAACGGGGCCAUGGAGGACUCGGGGUCCCUGUGGAGCAGCUUGGGGCCCAACAUGGCACCCGGCGUUGGUAACACGAGCUCCUGCCAGGGGUCAGGAAGCGCGGGGACGGGGGUGAGCUACCAGGACUCGCUUCGUCGCUGCAGCCAGAGGAAGAAAAGCGACAUGCUGCUGCUGGGUUGUGCCUCUCUGCUCGCCUCUGUGGCUCUGGGUCAAGACCUGCUGCAGCUGGGAAAACUGCAGGUGCUUCAGGACGAGCAGGACCUCCGAGAGGAGCAGCGUAAAAAGAAGGAGGGUCUCUUCCAGCGGACGGGUCGUUUCCGUCGCAGCACGUCUCCCCCCAGCAGAAACCUCUCCCUGUCCCUGUCCAGACAUCACGACUCGACGCUUCCCUGCAUGGACCCGUCUCCCUCUGUGACACUCCUCUCUCUGUCUUCUCUGUCCGACUGCAACUCCACCAAGUCCCUGCUCCCCUCCGACCCGGACGAGUACCCCCUGACCCCGAUGACAGGGGUCAAAACGCCGGCGGCGCCUCCAGCUCCGGCCCUCAACCCACUCCUGGACCUGCGGGCCGAGAGCUUCAAGAAGGAGCCCAACCAGUCGCUGACGCCGACCCACGUGUCUGCAGCCAUGGCACUGAACAGAGGACACAGACGAACCCCUUCAGACGGGGCAAUACGACCCCGAGCCCAAACUCUGGGGCACCGCAGGACGCCGUCAGAUGGGAGCAUGCCCAUGCCUCCUCCACCGGGAGCUCACAUCACAGCACACAAAGGCACACUGGACACCCUGGACAUCCCUCGCCUCCCGGACCCCUCCACCAUUUUCCCAGUCCCCCAUCGGCGUAAGGCUCCCGCUCCUCCCAUCCCUAACCCGGACGCUCUCUGCCUCAUCAGCCCCUUGGAGAGACCCAAGACGCUGGAGUUCGCCCCCCGGCCGCGGCCUACCCCGGCCCGGAUAAAACCGGACCCCUGGAAGCUGGGCUCUCUCUCCCGGACCCUGAGCUCGUCGCCGGGCAGCAGCUGCGACAGCCCGCUCGGUUCAGGCGACAGCAGCGCCAGCACCGCACGGCCCAACCUCAUGGACAUGGACAUGGAGGGCCAGAGUUCGGACCCCACCGUCCCUCUGUGUGGGCAGCUGCAGCCUGCAACUCUGUGCGGACAACAAUACUCAUAGUGAACUUCUUUUUUUUUUUUUGCAUUCAGACUCGUGUCCUGAGACUUUUGAGCUUAGGCUAAAUAAGGAAUGCCUACUGAUGUCUGAGCCGAGCAAAGUGCACUCACUGAAGUCUGCAAAAACAUCCCACUUCUUGUCAUGUUUUUAGGCACUUACUGGAAGCCAUCACUCUUGUGUGCCCUUGUAGUGUCCUAAUAAGGUGUGAAUCCCUUACAGCAAGCCAUUCCCUGCUAUUGCUCACUAACCUGCACGACACUGAGGGUCCUAGAGGCCUUUUAAAAGCCUUGUAGAGUGCUCACCCACCUUUCUUACCCUACUUUACCCUUCCUUCUUUUCCCCUACUUGGAAGCCAUCUCUACCUGCUUCUUAGCACCUCAUGACUGGUUCACAUUUCCUUCAAGACUCCUCAAAAGCCAUUCAAGCACUUAAAAAGCCACUUUUCCCCCCCGACUUUGCUAACUGGUCAUUUCAAACCAUUUGCUUGUGCUCUUGCUUGUCUGUGUAGCUUCCCACUUUCUGCUUGCAUCCUUCUCACUUUAAAAGACCAGAAGAAUCCUCAUUGACCUUUCAGGAGUGUUUCCCCUGAGUAAAAUAAAAAAGGAGGAGCUGGACUGGUUAAAAUUCUUACUAGAGUAUCCUUCUGUUCUUAUUUUACACACAGUUUCUUAUGCCGGUGCACAAACAUCUCCCAUAAGCUCUCCUUCAUCAGCUCUGCCUUCAUCCUCACACUUGUCAUUUUUCCCUCCAACACUGAGACAGGAAAAAGCCUUUUUAUUCCUCUCGGCACUGGUGGACUGCUUCAAUCGUCAGCCUUCGAAAUAAGUUUGUUUUCUCAGUGCUUGCACCAUCCCUGCUGCAACCUGUUAGCAAAAAAGUUUUUUCUAUUGGUUUGGCAGCCCAGGUGUGUUUCUCUAUGUGUGAAUGUGUAUAUAUUACUGUACAUGUGUGGAUGAACAAAACGUUUCUGCGUGCUGGUGCUUUUUCAGUGCAUGUCAUUUUACAUGUGAAUGGUUCGCUGGACGCAGCACCUCUUCCAAGUAAGACCACUGGUUGCUACGCCGGUUCUCAUCCUUUUUUUUUUGUUUUUUUUGCAUUUCUUUGACAUUCCUCAUCGUAGCACUCUGGAUCCUGCUCAUGCCAUUGAAAUGGACGCAAAAUGGGAACCAUCAACCUCAUCGGAAACUUCACAUUCUCUCCUCUGACCUGCUGUAUUCAAACAUCAGUGGCAACUAGUUAGCCUCCGUGCGGACGAGUGGACUCGGCACAAAGCGCUCUCGUCACGGCUGACAAAUCAACUUUUAUCUCCGGAGUUGUUUUCGUAUGGUGGACAUCCUGGCUGCAGAUGGUAUUUACUUGACUGUGCAAAUUUCUCUUGGUGAGUGUGUGUGAGUGUGGAUUUGGGUGUAUGUGUGUGCGUGUGCGUUGUUAUUUGUAUGGGAUGAUGACAAUCCCGUCAGUAGAAGAGUGAGCCCGAACUCAUUCUCCUCGUGUGGUCAAGAACACUGAGUAUUUAUUAAAUUUAUUGUUAUUAAUGGAAAAGGAUUAAUUAUUAUUACAAUGCUCUUCCUGGGAUAUCUGUAUAUAUUUGUUAAUAUAACAGGAAAAACCAAGGAAAACCUAGGAAACUGCUUACUGAAACAUCCAUGUUGUCUUUGGUCUCAACCUGUGACAUUUCUGGGUUCAAUGAGGAAUAAGUGUGAAUUGUGAUGAAUGAGAGAUGAAUUAAAAAAAAAAAAAAAAAAGAAA
Stegastes partitus (bicolor damselfish) is the source of this 4100-nucleotide messenger RNA. RefSeq names its product mitogen-activated protein kinase kinase kinase 10 (gene map3k10). Gene Ontology annotation, molecular function: protein tyrosine kinase activity; ATP binding; JUN kinase kinase kinase activity. Gene Ontology annotation, biological process: protein phosphorylation; positive regulation of apoptotic process. The record is from RefSeq and is a predicted model, not a curated record. NCBI's taxonomy places the organism in Eukaryota, Metazoa, Chordata, Actinopteri, Pomacentridae. The transcript is spliced from 10 exons. The coding region runs from base 93 to 2354 and encodes 753 amino acids.